UGAGUCGCGGCGCUGAAAUUUAUUUCGAGAGCUAUUCUUUAGCUGGAAGAGGGGGGAAAAAGCGAGAAUCUGUGCAGCAGUAAAAACAAUCUACCAUCAAGGUACACAACGGCGUCGCUUGCGAUUCCCACUGACCGUCUGAAAGGAAAGGGAAAUCCCAGUCUUCCAAGCAAGGAAAAAGUUAGAAGAGGGACUGUGUGAAGUUUUUUUUUAUUUUAAGAAAAGGUGCUGUUGUCGUGUACAGCCAUCUUGAUCCCACGCCUGCAGGGCUAAUGUUGUAUCGCUCCUGCCUGUCGCCUCUGCAUGCGGUGGACUGUAGCUGCGUUGCCAAGUCUGAAGGAGUUAAAUGUGAAUCUGAUCCGCAUGUUGUGCUGAGAGAUCCGGAGGAGGGACAGGGGGGGUGGGGGGACAUUUGCACUUUGCGUUUAUUUAAGGAUCUAUAUUGGUGUUUAUAAACAGUCUGCCGGGCAUUCAGGAACAAAAAAAAGGAAAAAGCCCAGACUAGACGGAAUAAGGCUGCUGAAGACAUGGAGAGUUGCCUGCUGGAGGUCUACCUGCUGUCUGCCCUGGCUUUACUGCACAGAUCGAGCGGGGCCGCCGCCAAGGAGCUAUCCUGCCAGGAGAUCACCGUGCCCCUGUGUAAGGGUAUCGGCUACAACUACACCUACAUGCCCAACCAGUUCAACCACGACUCGCAGGACGAGGCGGGCCUGGAAGUGCACCAGUUCUGGCCACUGGUCGAGAUUCAGUGCUCGGCCGACUUGCGCUUCUUCCUGUGCAGCAUGUACACGCCGAUCUGCCUGGAGGACUACAAGAAACCGCUGCCCCCGUGCCGCAGCGUGUGCGAGCGGGCGAAAGCGGGCUGCGCGCCGCUCAUGAGGCAGUAUGGCUUCGCCUGGCCCGACAGAAUGAGGUGCGAGAGGCUGCCUCGCCAGGACAGUCCCGAUGGGACCCUGUGCAUGGACUACAACCGCACCGAGCUGACCAGUGCCGCGCCCGCCGCUCCCUUCCAACCCACGGGGCGGCCGACCCACUCGGAGCCGGGCCAAGCGGGUCCGGCGCCGCCGCCGCCGCCGUGUCAAGCGGGUUGCCAGUGUCGAUCGCCCAUGGUGCAGCUGAAGAGCGAGCGGCACCCACUCUAUAACCGGGUAAGCACCGGCCGCCUGGCCAACUGUGCUGUACCGUGUCACGACCCGUACUUCAGCGCAGACGAGCGGAGCUUCGCCGCUUUCUGGAUUGGCCUGUGGUCGGUGCUGUGCUUCGCUUCGACGCUGGCCACCGUCGCCACCUUCCUCAUCGACAUGGAGCGCUUCAAGUACCCCGAGCGGCCCAUCAUCUUCCUCUCCGCCUGCUACCUCUUCGUGUCGGCCGGUUACCUGGUGCGGCUGGUGGCCGGCCACGAGAGCGUGGCUUGCGGCCGCCGCCAGCUCGGCUCCGAGCAGCACGUUCACUACGAGACAACGGGACCGGCGCUCUGCACCGUGGUCUUCCUGCUGGUCUACUUUUUCGGCAUGGCCAGCUCCAUCUGGUGGGUCAUCCUGUCCCUGACAUGGUUCUUAGCCGCCGGCAUGAAGUGGGGCAACGAGGCCAUCGCCGGCUACUCGCAAUACUUCCACCUGGCCGCUUGGCUGGUGCCCAGCGUCAAGUCCAUCGCUGUGUUGGCCCUCAGCUCUGUGGACGGCGACCCGGUGGCCGGCAUCUGCUACGUUGGCAACCAGAACCUGGACAACCUGCGCGGCUUCGUGCUGGCGCCGCUAGUCAUCUACCUGCUGAUCGGCAGUAUGUUCCUCCUGGCCGGCUUCGUCUCCCUCUUCCGCAUCCGCCGGGUUAUCAAGCAAGGCGGCGGCGCCCAGACCGACAAGCUGGAGAAGCUGAUGAUCCGCAUCGGGGUCUUCACCGUGCUGUACACCGUUCCCGCCACCAUCGUGGUAGCCUGCUACUUCUACGAGCAACACAACCGGCCGAGCUGGGAGGUAAGCCACAACUGCCACUGCCCGGGAGAUCCGUCGCAGCAGCACGGUGGAGGCGGGGAAGCGGUCAGGAAGCCGGACUACGCCGUCUUCAUGCUUAAGUACUUUAUGUGUCUGCUGGUGGGUAUCACCUCGGGGGUCUGGAUCUGGUCGGGUAAGACGCUGGAAUCUUGGAGGGCCUUCUGCACGCGUUGUUGCUGGAGUAGCAAAGGUACCGGCGGCUCUAUGUACAGCGACGCCAGCACCGGCUUAACCUGGAGAUCGGGCACGGCCAGUUCCAUGUCUUACCCCAAGCAAGUGCCGUUAUCCCAGGUUUGACAUCUCCUCGCACAGACUUUCAACACCCCCCCCCCCCAUGAUUCUUGUCCAGCAUCUUUAUUAACAUGUUAAUGAACUCUAAUGGUAUCCAUUAGUCAGAAGUGAAGGAGUGACCAGAGCACGGUGCCUGUCGCUAAUUCUUCUUAAAUCAUUUUAAUUUCUUUUUAUAUGCACAGGACAAGUGUGGAAGGAAAAUGAUUUUCUACAGCAAUGUGCUCACGAGCAGGAACUUUUAAAAGAAACUGUCGGCAGUUUUGUGUACAGGCAAAGACUGAGUCCUCUUAAUUGCUGGCAUCUGUUAAAGUAACUUAAAACGGAGGGACAAAAAUGGCGUACUUGACACAUCUUAACAUACUGGGUGCAACAACCGGCCUUAAAAUCCUGUUUUUUUUAAAAAUAUAUAUAUAUAUCCCAUGUAAUACGGGUUUCUUGCAAAAGUUGUAUUUAUAUAAUUAUUUGUACUAUGAACGCAAACUUGUAAAUUGUGUAAAUAACAAAAAGUGUUUUUGAAGUAUAUACAGAGUAUGUAAAUUUUUUGUAUUAAAAAAGUCUAGUGGUUGCUUCAGCCAGAGCACCAGAAAUAUUUGAAGCAAUUAUUCUAUUUUGACAAUAAAACAACUUUUGAUUUAAUCACGUUUGCAAACACUCCCGAGGCUCUCAUUUCUGCAGGAAACGCGUACAUAUACUUUUGGGCAGCAUGUCGAGGGAUGUUAGUUUAGGCGAAAAACUGUUUUGGUAAUUGUUGAACUUUUUACCUGGCUGCCCACGGGCUGAGUACAUAAUUUUUUAAACGAGGGCCAAUUCAAUGGGGUUAAUCUGUAGGAGUGAGCCUUUUGAAUGAAAUAACUUUGAUGUCUCCUUUCCAAGCUUGAAGUACUUCCCCCCCCCCCCGGUCUUUCUUGCUUCAGUCCUUGGUUCCCGCUUGUUUUCAAGGCCGUUGGCCACCGUGGUGCCUUAAAAUGAAUUAAAAUGGACGUUUUUGAGACUUAACUCGUUUUAAACGGGGAGACUAGUUGUAACAGUUAGUGAGCAUGAAGGGAACGCAGAACAGUCUUUUAAACAGCUUUUUCUGUAUUGUUGGCCAGACUGCAGGCAGUAAGGCAUAGGCCCGGACAUAUAGAAAUGCCCAUGAAUGCCCUACAGGUGGUCUAGCUCACAUAAUCCUCCAAUUUAAGGCGCUCUCCUUAGCAAGACAAUUGCAUUACAAAGCCCUCUCUUUUUUGCUCCUAAUUGAAGCGAUGAACAAGUAUUAUAGACUACAAGCUGUAAAAAAAACUCCACGGCAAUUGCCUGCACUAUAGUUGCAAGCAGAUAAAUGGAAUGGCAGCGUUGUUCAGGCAAGUGUACGCUCCUCAUAAAAGGGCAUUUUAUUCCUUUUAGCAGUUUUGGCUGACAUAAAAAGAAACUAUGCCCAAUACACACGUAAUUUUAUGGCAGAUUAGGGAUAAUUUAAAAGUAAUUGGGAAGGCUGCACAUUAGUACUGAAAAGAUGCCCCCGGGUCCAGUAUUAGACUGUCAAUCAAGAUAAGAGAGGGACAGUUAGUCCCAUCUCUAUAGGCCAGUCUCGCUAAUCACCAAAGCAUCCUUCAGCACUAAAGCAGGCCAGCACGUGGUUUUAUAGAAUUCUCAAGUUUAACAAGGCAAUGUAAACGUAAAAUUGAGUGUCUGUACGUGAUUAAUCCAGCUGCGCUGUUGGGUGCUUAAUUAAGGCAAUUUUAAUAUUUUUUAAUGUGUUCAAAAGUAAAAUGACAAGAAUUAAAUCACACGAUGCGGUGUAUGACUAACCCUUACAGUCACGUGAAAGAUUUGAAUUGCACUUUUUAAUUGAAAUCGCUUUGAUAAGUGUCAAUUUCUCAAGUCUUGCGUAUUAAUAUUUUCUUACUGUUUUCUGUGAACUGUAAUGCUAUCCAGUGCCCAGAGCUCCGUGGGUGGCG
Messenger RNA from Mobula hypostoma (lesser devil ray), 4222 nucleotides. RefSeq names its product frizzled class receptor 8a (gene fzd8a). Gene Ontology annotation, cellular component: plasma membrane. Lineage: Eukaryota; Metazoa; Chordata; Chondrichthyes; Myliobatiformes; Myliobatidae. Gene Ontology annotation, molecular function: Wnt-protein binding; Wnt receptor activity. The record is from RefSeq and is a predicted model, not a curated record. The transcript has a single exon. Bases 528 to 2288 code for a protein of 586 amino acids. Gene Ontology annotation, biological process: non-canonical Wnt signaling pathway; canonical Wnt signaling pathway.